ACACAGUCAAAUAAGUGAAAACAGUUAGACGUUAGCGUCUUCGUAAACCAAAUGCUAAUGAACACUUUUGGGCCUCAAUUUAGUGCUCCCGAGUGGGGCGCAUAUUUAAAAAUUUACAAAAUAAUCAAGGGAUCGAAUAAAUGACCUCGGGUACGAAAAUGGCGUGGAUUCAUUUUUUCAAGAUUUUUUGGAUGUUGAAUCUCUUUAUUAUUUUAAGAAAUGCCGAAGCCGGUAAUUAUUCAAAUAUUGACUUGCCGGAGAGUCAUCUGAAGUACUAUUUUAAUUCGUUUCCUGCGCUGGCCGACGAAUGCCGGAAGGAUUCAGAAUGUCCAUAUAAAGAUUAUUUAGACAAAAAAGCGUGUUGGGGAUAUGAACUAGGAUGUACACUAGAAAAUGCAUUUUCUUCUCCUCGCUGUCCUGGAGACCAUAAAGGCUGGGUCGCUACUAAAAAAGCUCAGUUGGACACAUUUUAUACACAAGGUGAUUUUGGAUACAUAAGAGAUCAGCGAAAAGAAAUGAUGGUAUUAUGCGAGCCGCUAUUCAUAGAUGACUCAUCGUUAGAAUGUUCUGAGCACAUGAGAUUUUGUCGCGGACGAAAUAUAUUGCUUAAUUUUACUGAUCUUGUUAAUAGAAAAGAGCCGAUAAGGUAUAAAAUGGACGUCUUGAAAGAGGGACAGGUUGGAGGUUAUUGCACGUUACAUGAACAAAGACUGAAAUAUAAUGCUGACCACAUUAGUCCUCUGCAAUCAUGGGGCCCAGAAAUAAGAAAUUUCAAGAAACUACCUCGUAAACCCAUAGUGGAAGGUAACUGUGAUGUUAUUAUUGAGAAACCUACUUAUAUUCUAAAAAUUGAUGCAGCUGUAAAUAUGUAUCAUCAUUUCUGUGAUUUUUUCAAUUUGUACGCUUCAUUGCAUGUGAAUCUUUCACAUCCAACUGUAUUUAAUACCGACAAUCACAUCAUGAUUUGGGAAAGCUACAGUUACCGAUCUGCAUUUCAAGAUACUUUUGAAGUAUUUACAAAAAACCCUCUCUGGGAUCUGAAGACAUUUAGAGGGGAAACUGUCUGCUUUAAAAACGUUGUAUUUCCACUAUUACCAAGAAUGAUUUUCGGAUUAUUCUAUAAUACACCACUCAUAUAUGGCUGUGAAAAGAGUGGACUUUUCACAGCAUUUUCAGAUCACGUUUUGCAUAGGCUGCGCAUACCGUUGCACGUGAGAAAAAAUACAAAAAUUCGCGUAACUCUUUUAAGCAGGGAUACACAGUAUCGAAGAAUUUUAAACGAGGAUGAAUUGGUAAAGGCUCUUGAAAAGAAUCCUCGUUACGAAGUAAAAAAGGUCGUUUACAAUAAACAUAUGCCAUUUAAAAAACAGCUUGAAAUCACGAGGAAUUCAGACAUUUUUAUCGGCAUUCACGGGGCUGGUUUAACUCAUUUCAUGUUUCUUCCCGAAUGGGCCGUCGGAUUCGAACUGUAUAACUGUGAAGAUGCCAGCUGUUAUAAAGAUUUAGCUCGGCUCAAGGGUAUCAAAUAUCUGACAUGGGAAGAUGGAGAAAAAUUAAUCGAACACGAUCCUGGUACUCAUCCUCACGGUGGUGCACAUGCUAAAUUUACAAAUUACAGCUUCGAUAUCGAAGAGUUCGUAAGAAUUGUUUCCGUAGCAGAGAAACACGUCGGAAACCAUGCUUCGUUCAAUGCGUUUAUAAAAAAACGCAAACCCGAAGAGACUAACAAAAGACUAAUACAAGAUGAAUUAUGACAUUCACUUGAAUGGACAGGAGGUUAUAAUAAUGCUUAAGUAUUUAACAAUAAAAAAUAUCACAAUGUUAACUGUUGACAGCAUAAAUUAUAUGUUUGUACUAUGACGCAAUUGUUAAAAAUGUGCAUCUAUCAAAAUAUAUUUGUUAAAAACGGCUUUGGUUUGUGAAGUAAUCUUCUACACAUAUUGUUAAUUUUUAUAAAUAUACAAAUUUUAUAAAGAAAUAC
Messenger RNA from Nasonia vitripennis (jewel wasp), 1981 nucleotides. RefSeq names its product EGF domain-specific O-linked N-acetylglucosamine transferase (gene Eogt). Gene Ontology annotation, molecular function: protein N-acetylglucosaminyltransferase activity. Gene Ontology annotation, cellular component: endoplasmic reticulum lumen. NCBI's taxonomy places the organism in Eukaryota, Metazoa, Arthropoda, Insecta, Hymenoptera, Pteromalidae. The transcript is spliced from 11 exons. The coding region runs from base 141 to 1754 and encodes 537 amino acids. The record is from RefSeq and is a predicted model, not a curated record.